AUGCUGACGCUUUCCUUGCCGUCUGUCGCUUGGCUCGCUCCUCUUCGCACAGAGUUCCCUCCCCGAACUGAAACGACCGACAAGGAUGGUAUCACCACCGUCAUCGAGUACAAGCUGAACGACGAGGGCAAGAAGGUCAAGGUGCGUCAUUGUAUCGUACGCCACAUCACCGAGGCUUUCGCUGACGUGUGAUCAAUGACGAUACUACAGGUCACGCGCCGCAUCAAGCGAACACUCGUCAAGAGCAAGGUCAACCACGUCGUCGCUGAGCGCAUGGGCUGGGCCAAGUGAGUCUCUUUCCAGGUACUCGAGUGUGCACAAAAGUAUGCUUAGAUGCUAAUGACGCGCACGACCCAGGUUCGGUGCCGAGAAGGGCCACAAGCCAGGACCCGACAGCGCGACGACGACCGUCGGUGAGGCGAUUCGCAUCAAGCUCUCCGCCGGAGGCAUCAAGACCGAAGACACCGAGGCCGAGGAGAAGACGUCGAUCCAAAAGGCCCUCGCCGGUCGCAAGAUCACCUGUCGAUUGUGCCAAGGCGACCAUUACACGACCAGGUGUCCCUACAAGGAUACGCUCGGCGACGUUUUGGGUGAAGGUGAGCCUCUCUCUUCAUCCCCCUCUUGCUCACGUUCUUAAAGCUCCUUGCAAGUCUAGAUAGACUGACUCAUGAGCUUGACAUGUAAUCUCAUAGGUGGAGAAGAGGGUGGCGCAGAAGGUGCGCCGGGUGGAGAUCUCGGCCCGAACCCCACGCCUUCGGAGCUCCGAGCCGCCGGAGGCAAAUACGUCCCUCCUUCUAUGCGUGCCGGUGCCAAGGGUGCGGGAGAGUCGAUGAACUCGCGCAACCGCGACGACCUGCCCACAUUGCGCGUCACAAAUCUCAGCGAGGACUGCCAGGACCAGGAUCUGUGGGACUUGUUCGAUCGAUUCGGGAGAAUCAACCGGUAUGUCUUGGAACCGAGAGCAUCACGAUGACGGCCUUGUCACUGACUCCUAUCAGACAUUGCCGUGCUACAGUAUCUACGUUGGAAAGGACCAGGAGACGGGUCUGUGCAAGGGUUUCGCCUUUGUCAGCUUUGAAAGUCGCGCCGAGGCCGAGGCCGCAUUGCACAAGAUCAACGGAUUGCCCUACGACCACCUCAUUCUUUCGUGCAGCUGGAGUGGUGAGUGCCAUUUUGCAUUCAUCUCGGUCGUGUAAAUGUACUGAUAAUCAAAAUUGCAUGCUCAUAGUACCCAAGACCGAGCGACCGGCGUAA
Messenger RNA from Microbotryum saponariae, 1254 nucleotides. The record is from the annotation of a GenBank genome assembly. NCBI's taxonomy places the organism in Eukaryota, Fungi, Basidiomycota, Microbotryomycetes, Microbotryales, Microbotryaceae.